AAACAUGGCGGCGGCGGUGUGAAGACCGGCAAAUCGUUCGCGAUUCCACUGGACAGAAUAUCCCUGCUGUGGCCGACGAGACCCGAGGCGCAUGGCGACUUCAGGCCCUGAGAGAGCACCAGAAGGAGAUACCAUGGGGCAAACAGUAAAUGAAGAUGAUUUCCAUUGGGACGAUUACUUGAAAGAGACUGAAUCUUUAAGGGCUCCUUCAGAGUGUUUCAGACAGGCCAAAAUUCCACCGGCUAAUGACUUCGAAGUUGGUAUGAAAUUGGAAGCCCAUGAUCCUCGCAAUAUGACUUCAGUAUGCAUCGCUACAGUUGUUGGAAUUACUGGUGCUAGACUAUGUUUAAGAUUGGAUGGUAGUGAUAACAGAAAUGAUUUUUGGAAACUUGUCGAUUCUCCAGACAUACAGCCAGUUGGAACAUGUGAAAAGGAAGGGCGCUUACUUCAGCCUCCACUAGGGUACCAGAUGAAUCCGUCAUCUUGGCCAAUGUUCGUUUUACGAACUCUGAAGGGAUGUAAAAUGGCUCCUGCAGCAUUAUUUAAGGAGGAACCACCAAAGCCACCUCUAAAUAAUUUUAAAGUGGGAAUGAAAUUGGAAGCUGCAGACAGAAAGAACCCUUAUAUGAUUGGCCCUGCAACUGUUGGAAAUGUUAAAGGAGAUGAAAUUUAUAUCACAUUUGAUGGCUGGAGUAAGGGUUUUGAUUAUUGGUGCAAGUAUUACUGUCGAGAUAUUUUCCCAGUAGGGUGGUGUCACUUGACAGGAGAUGUAUUACAACCACCAGGAACUCAUGUUUCUAUUACAAAGAAUAUAGCAAAAACACAGCCUUCCCCUUCCAGAGCAACCCAGCAUUCAAUGCAGUCUCCACAGAAAACUGCUGUAAUAUUACCACCACAGCAGAAUAGGAAGUCAGGUCGGACUAAACCACCUGCACAAACUUCACUCCCCAAGAAGGGAAGUUCUGUUAAAAAUAGUACACCAAGGAAAAAAGGCCCAAACUCUGGAAGAAAGGAGAAACAGCUUCCUGUUGUGUGUUCUACAUCAACAGCUUCUAUGAAGUCUCUGAUCAGAAAGUAUCGCUUUUCAUGUGUUAAGGAUGCUGUUCCUGAGGCAUCUAAAAUAGUGAUGUCUACAGUCUGUGUCUAUGUAAACAAACAUGGAAACUGCGGCCCUCACCUGGAUCCAAACAAAAUCCAGCAGCUGCCUAACCACUUUGGCCCGGGCCCUGUGAAUGUGGUGCUCCGGCGGAUUGUGCAGGCCUGUGUGGAUUGUGCCAUUCAAAGUAAGACUGUUUUUGGAUUCCUUAAGCCAGAUGAUCGUGGAGGAGAAGUGAUAACUGCCUUCUUUGAAGGGGAAACUCAUUCCAUUCAGCUCCCGCCAGUGAAUAGCGCAUCAUUUGCUCUUCGCUUUCUUGAGAACUUAUGCCACAGCAUGCAGUGUGAUAACCUUUUAAGUAGCCAGCCUUUUAGCUCUUUCAGACCUAAUACUGAUAGUCCUGCAGAGCAUGAUAAAAGUAAAUCAGUUAAAGAAGACGUAACAGAAAAGAAAAGCAUCAAACGAUCUGCUCCAGAACCUCUGCCUUCCGUAGUUCCUCUGUCUCCUAAGCUUUCCAAUACAGAAGUGUAUGGUGUUAAAGAACUACUCUCUUCUGAGGGAAGUGGCAUGCCCAAAGAGGAAAAGCUCCCUGAAGGUUCCAAGAACUCACCUCUAAAUCCUGAAAAUUCUUUGAAUCUUGCCAGCGGAGAUCAUCCUAUAAGCACUCAAAAAACCACAGUCUCCAGGAAUUUUUCUCCAAGUGUGCCAGGUACCUCAAGUUCAGCACUAGUGGGGAGAAAAUCAUCUACCAAGAGCAGUCACCGUAAAGUUAAAUUCCGAAUACAGAGGAAAAGUGAAGCUACAGGUGCACCACCAGUUAGAGCUGGCUCGGAUAUGCUGCAGCGAAGCUUCUCUGAUGACCCUGAAUCUUGGUCCGUGGAAGAAGUGAUUCUGUUCCUGAAACAAAAAGAUCCUCAGAUAUCAGGCCUCCUCGCUGACAGCUUCAGGGAACAUGAAAUUGAUGGGCAGGCUCUGCUACUACUCAAAAGUGAGGUCAUGAUGAAGUAUAUGGGGCUGAAGCUUGGGCCAACAUUAAAGAUAUGUUACUACAUUGAGAAACUUAAAGAAGGAAAAUAAAAUUGAAAAAAAAUGUAUAAUCUUAGAUUGGACAUAAUUCUUAGUUGUCCUGAUAACUUUAAGUAUCUGUAUUCUCUUAGUUUUUUCGUAAACAGUUCCUCUAAAAAUAUGCUACACCCAGCACUGCAGAACUACAUCACAGUCCAGGCUGCUUUAGAAACCAUUUAACAUGUUAGUAAUAGCAUAUCCAAAUUGGCAGUUCUUUAUGUCUUUUUAUUAUAUUACAGUCUAUUGUUUUUAUUAUACAGUUUUCAAGAGCACUUUGUGCUGGAAACAGAAACACCUUUGAUUUUGGUUAAUAUUUAUAUGUAGGAAAAAAACAUCUAAAUCACAAAGGGGAGAGGAUCAGGGACUGACAACUUCUCAAAUGAAAUUCAGGAUAAGUUUUCUUUAGAAGAGAAUUUAAAGACACAGCUGUAUCAUCUCUUUCUCAAAUAUUUUCUGUCUCUUACAGCAAUGCUCUCUUCGUGUUUUACCAGUUUCCACAAAGGGAAUAGGCAUAUGUUAUUUUCCUUUUGUUAUUAUUUUUCUGUAUGUUGUAUUUGUUCAUAUUUAAAGAAAAACAAGCUUACUAAUUUUCAUAAAGUGUUCUUAGUUUUUGAUGAACCUUGAACAGUUAUAGGAUAGAAUGGUUGUUUUAUGCAGGAGACAUUAUACUACAAGUAUGGUUUUGAGUCUGACUAAAUUUUUUUCAGUGAAAUACCUGUAUCUGAAAACUUUAGAUUAGACAUUUAACCAGACAUUCAGUUGUGACUUCUCUAUAUGAAGAGACCUAAGCCCAAAUUUUAAAAAGAUAAAUAUUUUAUUGUCCGUGUUUAUUCCUCAUACGGAUGCUGUACUAUAAUUAUAUAUUAUUCUAUACCUGCAGGUAUACAAACAAGUAAAUCUGUUCUUUUUGAGUUUAAUAUUUUACUUUGCACUGCUACAGAGAUAAUGAUUAUUUAUAAAGGUAGAUGUUUUUAUUCUGUAAAAAACAGGUGCACCAUUUGCUGUCAUUAGUACAUCUCAGCUUAGUCUUCAGGGGAUAAGAAACAAUCCAUAGAUUGGUUUCCAUACAGGGAAGUUCUCUGUCCUAUGCAAUGUUUCUACUUAAUAUGCUUCACUCUGAGCCAUUUGUUCUGAUACAUUUUGAAGAUGUAUUAAUUCGAACAUCACUUUAGGCUUUAUUUUCAAAAAGAAACUUUAAAGUUUUAGAACUUUAAAGGGGAAAUGGUGCUAUAUGUUUAUUAUUAUUACUUUGUGUAACUAUGGUGUAAUGUUUAUAAGCUAUGAAAAUCUGUGCUAAAAAUAUUAGCCAUUUGUUGUAAAUGCCAACAAAACAUACACCAGGGGCAAGAAUGUAUAUUUUCUUUUUCUAGAAAACCAAAUAUACUUUAUACAUGAAUGCAAUUAUUUAAAGUGUUCUUGUGAUGUUAUUCUUUUUGUGUUAGAAGACAAAAUUCUAAUUUAAACUUGGUCUUUUUUCAAAUUGUAUGAGGAUGCUGUGCCCAGUUGAACAAUCCUCA
Molecule: messenger RNA, 3678 nt
Organism: Manis javanica (Malayan pangolin)
Lineage: Eukaryota; Metazoa; Chordata; Mammalia; Pholidota; Manidae
Source: RefSeq, a predicted model, not a curated record